UUUCCCUCUGGAAUUCCCAAUUUCCAAAGCAGAAAAAAACCUACCCACAUUCACACUCAUGGCGAUUCCCGAAGCAAAAAAGCUUUGCGAAUUGGUGAAAAGUCGUGCCAUUAACCUUUCUGAAUUUCUCCUUCCAAACCAAGAGUCUGUGACGAAGCAAGUGAAGAGAAUUCGGGAUGAGCUCCAUCGCAAGAUCUCCGAGGCGUGUGGCAUCGGACCACUGCCUAUAUGGUUUGAUCGACAGGAGGUGAUGUUGGCAAGUUAUUAUCGCAAUAGAGAGUAUGAAGAGCUCAAGCUGUGGAUCAAGUUCCUGCGAUACAAUUUUGCUGACUGGAACAGAGCCAAGAAGAAAUUGGCGAAAGCCAAACUGAAUUUACCUGCUGGAUUGAAUGUGUCAAAGAAAUUGAUGGUGAAAAAUGGGCUGGACACUACAGCUGUGAUGAAGAAGUCUAGAGCAAAGAACAGAGGUUGGAUGGAAAAGAGAAGGGCUACUCUGUACAACGUGGAGAGAGAAUAUUUCUUGGCAGAGGAAGGGCUUAAUUGGCAGGUGGCAAGCAUUUGCUUGUUUGCCAUUUCACUCUAUCGGUCGCUAAAUGUGCCAGGGACGGUGGUGCCUAUUGGUGACAUAGAUGACUUCCUUUCCUUGGAGGUCAUUCAUGCUAUCUUUCCUUUGACAGAGGGUGUUCUUCUUCUAUGCGAGUCUGAUGAUCAAGGAAAGAGCUACUCUGAUUCAUCUUCAGACCAACUCUCCUAAGGGCAAGUUCAGGGGAAAUUGAUUUUUUUGUGUGUUUUUAGUAGUUAGUUUUACUAUGACUUUGAAAUAGGAGAAAAGGGGAAAUUGAUUUUUUUUUUUGUGGGGUUUUUAGUUAAAUCUACUAUGAAUUGUGUAAAUUCCUAUGCUUAGAGGGCUGUUCUAAGCAAUUCUACAACUGAUUCGGUUGAAAUGAAU
Messenger RNA from Quercus lobata, 949 nucleotides. RefSeq lists its product as uncharacterized. The transcript has 2 exons. Bases 59 to 754 code for a protein of 231 amino acids. The record is from RefSeq and is a predicted model, not a curated record. Lineage: Eukaryota; Viridiplantae; Streptophyta; Magnoliopsida; Fagales; Fagaceae.